Lolium perenne is the source of this 2640-nucleotide messenger RNA. RefSeq names its product cyclic nucleotide-gated ion channel 1. The record is from RefSeq and is a predicted model, not a curated record. Gene Ontology annotation, cellular component: membrane. Gene Ontology annotation, biological process: monoatomic ion transport; transmembrane transport. Gene Ontology annotation, molecular function: monoatomic ion channel activity. NCBI's taxonomy places the organism in Eukaryota, Viridiplantae, Streptophyta, Magnoliopsida, Poales, Poaceae.
UCCUUCCUCCUCCGCUCCAGUCCACCACCUCCACCACAAUGCCGCAUGACCGCCAAGGCCCCGUCAAUGCUUCCCCAACUGCUCCACCCCACCACCAGUCUCCUCCCCGCCUAACACGCGCAAGGAGAGGAAAACCCCUCCUCAAACCCUAGGGAACUCGAUGUAUGCAAUUUCCACACCUUGAAGAACUGAUCUAUCCUCCAGCAGCUAACUGUUGGCCUGGUGGAGAUGAUGAUGGAAAGAGAGGACAAAUAUGUUAGAUUUGAGGACUGUAGAUCACCUGAGCCAUCUGUUAACUCGGAGAACAUAGUUUCACCACGAGGACAUAAUGAACCUAGAUCACUUAAAGAAAGAACUGAUGGAGUAUUUGCAUUCCUUCGAAACUUUUUCCAUUCUGAAACCUUAAAGAGUUCAAUGCCGGAUGACAGAAAGUCCAGGCCAAACAUUCUUCACCCUCAAGGACCAUUUCUGCAAAGAUGGAACAAGAUAUUCGUGUUAUCAUGUAUUUUUGCAGUUUCUGUGGACCCAUUGUUCCUCUAUAUCCCAGUUAUCAAUGAUCAAAAUUAUUGCUGGUAUUUGGAUAGGAAAUUGGAAAUCACAGCAAGUGUCCUACGCUCUGUGACAGAUAUAUUCUAUAUACUCCAUAUGGUAUUUCAGUUUUGGACAGGCUUUAUCACAUCUUCCUCUACAACUUUUGGUAGGGGUGUACUGGUUGGGGACAAAUAUGCUAUAGCCAAGCGGUAUUUGUCAACAUAUUUUUGGAUUGAUGUCUGUGCUGUCUUACCCAUCCCUCAGGUCGUCAUUUUGGUCGUGCUACGUAAUCUUCAAACCUCUGAGUUCAUGAAAGCCAAAAACAUCUUGUUGCUUAUAGUUAUAUGCCAAUAUGUGCCUCGGCUAAUCCGAAUACGACCAUUGUAUCUUCAAAUCACCAGAUCUGCUGGGAUAAUUACAGAGACAGCAUGGGCUGGUGCUGCUUUCAACCUCAUAAAUUACAUGCUUGCUAGCCAUGUUCUUGGAGCGGUUUGGUACUUGCUUUCUAUUCAACGCAAAGAUGCUUGCUGGAGACAGCAAUGUGGUCAAACUCCAGACUGUAAACUUGCAUAUUUGUACUGUGGAAAUGGUGAUAUAAACAUAGGAAAUGCUUUCUUACAACAUGUUUGCAUUCCAAGUAACUCCACGACCAAUCUUCCAGACCCGCUCCUUGGAAUUUAUGCACCAGCCAUAGCAAAUGUUUCACAAUCAAAAAACUUUUUUGCGAAAUUACUCUAUUGUGUUUGGUGGGGUCUGCAAAAUCUCAGCUCUCUUGGCCAAAACCUGAAAACAAGCACGCAGGCAUGGGAAAACAUGUUUGCAGUUUUUGUCUCAAUAUCCGGCUUAGUUCUUUUUUCACUUCUUAUUGGUAAUGUGCAGACCUAUUUGCAGUCAGCCUCUCUGAGAAUAGAAGAAACGAGAGUGAAAAGCCGCGACACAGAUCAAUGGAUGUCAUAUCGACAUCUUCCUGGGAACCUCAAGGAGCGAAUACGGCGUUAUGAACAAUAUAGAUGGCAAGAAACAAGUGGGGUUGAUGAAGAGCACCUCCUGGUGAACCUCCCCAAGGAUCUUAGGAGGGAUAUAAAACGACAUCUUUGUUUAUCACUUCUUAUGAGGGUUCCAAUGUUUGAAAAAAUGGACGAUCAGCUCCUGAAUGCCUUGUGCGACCGACUAAAGCCUGUUUUAUACACAGAGGGUGGGUGCAUUGUUCGUGAAGGGGAUCCAGUAAAUGAAAUGUUCUUCAUCAUGAGAGGAAACCUCAUGAGUAUGACGACAAAUGGUGGAAAAACUGGCUUCUUCAACUCUGAUGUUCUGGAAGGCGGAGACUUCUGUGGUGAGGAGCUUCUUACCUGGGCUCUUGAUCCCAACUCAACAUCCAGUCUCCCCAGCUCAACCAGGACAGUGAAGCCGAUGUCUGAAGUUGAAGGUUUUGCUUUGAUCUCUGAAGACUUGAAGUUUGUGGCCACUCAGUUCCGACGACUCCACAGCAAACAGCUCCGGCACACGUUUAGGUUCUAUUCACAGCAGUGGAGAACCUGGGCUGCUUGUUUUAUACAAGCAGCUUGGCACAGGCACUGCAGGAAGAAGAUUGAGGAUUCUUUACGCGAGAAGGAGGAGCGGUUGCAACUUGCGAUUGUGAAUGAUGGCUCUACUUCGCUCGGCUUCGGUGCAGCGAUAUAUGCUUCACGUUUCGCUCGCAACAUGAUGCGGAUCCUGAGGAGGAAUUCCACCCGAAAGGCCCGGCUGCAGGAAAGAGUGCCUGCAAGGCUGUUACAGAAGCCAGCAGAACCCAACUUUUCAGCAGAAGAGCAAUAGUUUUACCGAGUCGCCACUUGCGAACGUGGAUAACUUGAUGAUGCCCAUUUUUUCUGCACGAUUUGUGCGGUUGUACUCACUGAUGUGGCCUGAAAUUUUCAUUGGCUGUUCGAAGACGAGGUGGGAAAUCCCAAUAGCAUAAUAAUUGAAUGGUGUACCCUGCUACUUGGUUUAGAUAUAACAGUAGGCGUGUUUGUAUAUAUUCUGUAAAGGUAAUACUGUAAUAGGUGUGGGCUCGAUUAUUAACCUGAUUUUAUAUAAGUAUACAUAUGAAUUAUAUGUGUAUAGUGAGUA